CACUCUUUUGAAUUUUGGCUGGUAGAACAGGUUUUGUUCCUUUCAAUGUUUCUAUUUUUUUUGGAUUGAUUAAUUUGAAUAAGAAUGUCAAAAUUACUUACACUGAAACAUAACUCAACCACACCACAUUCGCGGUAAGCGGAUAAGGAAAGAGCGACCAAGACAAUUCAGCUCUUAAAGAACCUGGAACGUAGCAGGAUAAACCCGCUCAGAAUGGGAUCACCUCUGGAGUCGACCACACAGAGUGGGGCUGGAGUUACACGUCGGCCAGACCUGGUUCACUGACCCGCUGUUCAAGAAAGCUUUCAUGGAUGCAUUCUAUGAAGUCCUCCUCAAGACAUUGAAGCCCAGGCCUAGUGAACGUCAACAUUUCCUGAUCUCUCCCCAUUUAAAAAAUACUCAGCAUUUCCGUGUUUUCUACCAAAGUGAACAACUUCAUAUUUUCCAUGUUGUACUCCAUCUGGCAGUUGUUGCUCACUCCCUGAGAGUGACAUCUCUUUGUAUCUUCAGUACUUCUCACAUCCCCACUUAGUUUUGUGUCAUCAGUAAACCUGUUAAUAUUACAUUUGGUUCCUGCAGCCAGAUGCAAACAGUAAUCCUUGCAGUCCCCCAACUGAUAAGAGAAGAUAUCUUUAUUAGUCACAUGUACAUCGAAACACACAGUGAAGUGCAUCUUUUGUGUAGAGUGUUCUGGGGGCAGCCCGCAAGCGUCGCCACGCUUCCGGUACCAACAUAGAGUGCCCACAACUUCCUAACCCAUACGUCUUUGGAAUGUGGGACGAAACCGGAGCACCCGGAGGAAACCCACGCAGACAUGGGGAGAACGUACAAACACCUUGCAGACAGCGGACGGAAUUGAACCCGGCUUGCUGGCGCUGUAAUAGUGUUAUGCUAACUGCUACACUACCAUACCACAUGCAUAUAGAAACUGAAAUAUGAUAGAGAAUUAAACCAACAUUUGGGUGAAUCUCUUUAGGAAAAGCAAAGUCUAAAUCUAAGCUUCACGGGAAAUGGGCUCAAACACUUCAAAACAGGCUAACACUGAGAUGCGAAAAUUGGUCCCUUUCUUCGUAACUGCCUGCAUCUACAUAGUCAUUGGGCACGUAUCCUCGAUACCACUUUGGAUGAAAGGACUGAGCAAAGUCUUGCCAAUCAUCUGUUUGUGUAUUUUUAUUCUGGAGAAUGGAAAACAAUUUGUACAUCAUCACCACAGUGUUCGGAAACUGCUUGUAGGCCUCUUCUUUUCAGCAAUGGGUGAUGCACUUCUUCUUGUGGACAAUCAAGCAAUUUUCAUUGGAGGUGCGGCAAUGUUUGCUCUUGCUCACUGUACCUACACGUGGGCCUUUGGAUUCAAGCCUCUGAAUCUUCAAGCAGGAGGUUUAGUUGCUGUUGCAGUCAUUCUGGGUUUGACCUUUCUCGGCAUGUGCUCAAACCUAUAUGAUGUGCUGCUGCUCAGCUGCUACUGCACUCUGAUUGGACUCAUGGCUUGGCGAGCCAACGCAGAGAUCUUGUUCCAUCACCAAUGGCCUCCAGCAAAGCUGACUGGUGCAAUAGGAGCCUGGCUUUUUAUGGUAUCGGACCUGACAUUGGCUACAAACCUGCUGUGUUUUCCCGUGCCAUUUCAGACUAUAAUUGUCAUGACCACCUACUAUGCAGCACAAUUGCUUAUUACCUUAGCUAUUGUAAGAGAUAAUAAAAAUAAGAGUGACUAGAUUUCCAGUGCUUAGUUAUGUGAUGGAGAAUUUUUAUGUUACACUCUACAGUGCUUUUGAUAUUUUUCAACAAACAGCAAAGGAUUAUAAAUAUAUCUUUAAUACAAAUCUCCAGCUUGUUACCUGUAUACAUAACCAACAUGUUUUUGCUUACACUUCGUUGUUAUAGAGUCACAGAUUUAUAGCAUUGUACGGCAUACAGACAGGCCCUUCGGCCCACCAUGUUGUAUGUACCUAUACUCAACCCACUUGCCUGCAUUAAUUCCAUAUCCCUCUAUGCCCUGCUCUUUCAAGAAUCUGUCCAGAUGACUCUUAAAUGUUGUUACUGUUCCUGCCUCCACCACCUCCUCUGGCAGCUCAUUCCAGGCACCAACUACUCUCUGUGUGAAAAAUUUAUCCUUCAGAUCCCCUUUAAACCUCCUCUCUCUCACCUUAAACCUAUGCCCUCCGCUUUUAGACACCCUGACCCUGGGAGACAGACUCUGGCUGUCUACCCUAAUUGUUCCUCUAAUAAUUAUAUGUACCUCUCUCAUUGCCACCUCUCAGCCUCCUUUGCUCCAGGGAAAACAGACCCAGCCUAUCCAGUCUCUCCUUAUAACUCAAGCUCUCCAAUCCAAGCAACACCCUUGUGAAUAUCUUUUGCAUCCUCUCUAGCUUAAUCACAUCUGUAACGUGGCAACCAGAACUGCACACAAUACUCCAAGUGCGGCCUAACCAAUGUUUUGUACAACAGUAACGUGAUGUUCCCACUCUUGUACUUAAUGCUUCAGCCAAUGAAGGCAAGCGUGCCCAACACCUGUGUACUCCUCGGUCUCUCUGUUCAACAACAGUCUCCAGGCCCUGCCAUUCACUGCGCAUGUCCUGGCCUGCCUAAACUUCCCAAAAUGUAUCACUUUGCACUUCAAUUUCAUUUGCCAUUCCUCUGCCCACUUUCUAUGUUGAUCUAGAUCCUGCUGUAACCUUAGACGACCUUUCUCGCUAUCCACCACACCGCCAAUUUUGGUGUCACCUGCAGACUUACUAAUCAUGUCACCUACAUUCUCAUCCAGAUCAUUAGUAGAUAUGACAACAACAGAGGACCCAGCACCAAAAUCUGCAGCACACCACUGGUCAGAGGCCUCCAAUCUGAGAAGCAACCUUCCAUUUACACUCCCUCCCUCCAACACCAAACCAAUUUUGUAUCCAAUUGGCUAGCUCACCCUGGACCCCAUGUAAUCUAAGCUUCAGGACCAGCCUACCAUGUGGGACCUCGUCAAAGGCCUUGCAAUAGUCCACAUAGACAACACCUACCACCCUGCUCUUGUUAACCCUCUUGGUCACCUCUUCAGAAAAGUCAAUGAGAUUCGUAAGACAUGAUUUGCCACACACAAAGUCAUGCUGACUAUCCCUAAUCAGUCCUUGCCAUUCCAAAUUCAAAUAAGUUCUGUCUCUUGUUACGGACUCGGUGAAUGUCCCUUUAAGAUAGAGUAGUAGUGUGUGUGUGUGUGUGUGUGUGUGUGUGUGUGUGUGUGUGUGUGUGUGUGUGUGUGUGUGUGUGUGUGUGUGGCGUGCUUACGUCAACAGAAGAUAAAGGACGUAAUGACGUUGUUGAAGAGGUCAGUCGAAGUCAAAGAGGGAGAGAGAGAGAGAGAGAAAAAGGAGAGAGACGCCAGCCUGCUAGUUUCUCUAUCGAUGGAUGAGAAACAAUAACUGUGUCUGUUACUACAAUCCACGUAUGGAAAUUGGAAGUAAUCCGGUGGAGUUCACUUUGUUGCUGACCUGUAGAGGGAAACAGGUAUUUGUGUGGAUGACCAUGAGUCGGAUGCUUUUCAGGGUGAGGAAGUCACUACCGUAAACACUGAGGUGUUGUUUGGGUUCCAUCGUGGAACAUUUGGAUUGCAUGAUUACUCUCUCUAUGUUUUCUACAUCUACGUCUUAUCUUCAGACAACGGUGGUUGUUGAAGAAGCCUUUGCUCACGUUUCACCUUAUGGCUUGCUGAACUGAACUUUAAGAACCAUUCCUGGACUUGGAGUUUGGGACUUUGCCACAC
Messenger RNA from Pristis pectinata (smalltooth sawfish), 3742 nucleotides. Its product is annotated as lysoplasmalogenase-like protein TMEM86A. Gene Ontology annotation, cellular component: membrane. The record is from RefSeq and is a predicted model, not a curated record. Bases 1011 to 1712 code for a protein of 233 amino acids. The transcript has 5 exons. NCBI's taxonomy places the organism in Eukaryota, Metazoa, Chordata, Chondrichthyes, Rhinopristiformes, Pristidae.